Pseudonaja textilis is the source of this 908-nucleotide messenger RNA. Lineage: Eukaryota; Metazoa; Chordata; Lepidosauria; Squamata; Elapidae. The record is from RefSeq and is a predicted model, not a curated record.
CUACUGGAAUUCUCAACAAUUAGGGAACUACAGGUUAUGUACACGGCUAUAUUUCUGAUUCUGUAUUUAAUGACCCUAAUAGGGAACUUUCUCAUUAUCUCUGCAGUUGUUUUGACUCUUGCCUUCACACCCCCAUGUACGUCUUUCUGAUGAAUUUAGCUUUACAAGACAUUGGGUCUGUUUCACUCAUUGUCCCCAAAUCUGUUAUCAAUUCCAUUAUUAAUGAACGGUAUAUUUCUUAUUCUGGAUGUGUUGCUCAAGUCCUCUUGUUUGUCUUCUUUAUAGAUUGUGAUAUUUCUCUUCUUACUGUCAUGGCAUAUGAUCGAUUUGUUGCCAUUUGUAAUCCUUUACAAUAUGAGAUGAUAAUGAAUAGGAAGGCUUGUAUCAAAAUGAUUGGCAGUGUAUGGACUGCUAGCUUUCUCAAUGCUGUAUUAAAUACAAUUGGAACAUUCACUACUCAUUUCUGUUCUAAUGCAAUCAAUCAGUUUUACUGUGAAAUCCCACAGUUACUUAAGCUUGCCUGUUCAGAUGCAUUUGUGAUUGAAAUUGCUGGCAUAAUAUUCAGUUUUACAUUAGCAUUUGGUUGUUUUGCCUUUAUCUUUGUUACUUACAUUCAGAUCUUUACUGCUGUUUCAAAAAUCCCUUCUGUUCAGGGAAGAAAAAAAGCCUUCUCCACUUGCUUCCCACACAUCACAGUUUUUUCCUUGUUUUUAUUUACUUCGUCAUUUGCUUACUUGAGAACUCCAUCUGAUACCCCAUCACACUUUGAUUUUGCAAUUACCAUCAUGUAUUCUAUUGUUCCACCUAUGUUAAAUCCAUUAAUAUACAGCUUUAGAAAUAAGGAUAUCAAAAUUGCCCUCUCAAAACAUUUUGGUCUGAGGACUCGUAUUUUAAUCAGCAAAAAUUAG